CGCUCUUCUUAUCAAAUAUAUACAGAUAAUCGAGUAUACCUAAAAUUUAAAAGUGAUCAUAUUAUUUAUAAGCUUUGGCACCAGAUUCGGACAGAAGAAACCUGGCAACAAGGGCAUAGAUUUUAUGAGAAAAACCGUACAGAAAUUCCGUAUUUGAAAGCGAAUUAAAAUCGUCCAGAUGUUCGCUCAAAGGAGGAAGCCCAAAUUGACGGAUGAUUUCAGUGCCAUUGCGACCGCCAUGUUAACAAAGACGGCGUCGAGCAGAAGAAUUGCUAUAGGCAACGUGGGAACAAUGAGGAAACAGCACUACAGGCCCCUCAGAGAAGAAUGUGAUGUUAAAAGAUUGACCUUAGAGAACAAAGCUUUAAAAACUCAAAUAGAAUUGUUGGAAAGAAACGGUACAGCAGACAAAGACAGAAUAAGUGAACUGGAAUACGAGGUAAAUGAGUUAAAUGCCAGCAAUCUGGAGCUACAGACAAAUAUGUCCAAAGCAGACGAUAUCGUUGAUGGGACAAAUUCUGAAAUGGAGAAAAUUCAAAAGAUUGUAAGAGCGAAUAAGAUCAAACUUAACAACAUGGAGGAAGAUAACAAAGAGAAAACGCAACGUUUAGAGGAUAAGCGAAUAAAAUUGAAAAACAUGAAAGAAAGAUACGACAGUGUUGUGUCUGAAAAUGAAACUUUGAAGGCUAAAGUCGAUGAACUGGAGAGUGAUCUGAAAACUAAAAAUAAAGAAUCCAAGAAACACAUCAAAGAAAUUAAAAGACUCACUGAAACAAUUGAAACUUUACAGGAUUCUGAUAUAAGACGAUUGGUCGAUGAGAAUUUACGUUUGGAAAAUGAUAUUCAUGACAAAAUUGAAGAAAUGAACAACAUAACUAGGAACAGGGACAAACUUCAACAUAAUCGAUUUCAAAUGGGAAAACAAAUCGAGAAACUCACUCAAGAUAUAGAGGACUUCAAGUCUAAUAUAAAACGGGAAGAAAGAAGAACACAACACACGUUUGAUGUCAUAAAAACAGAGAUAAUGAAUCUGUAUUUCGUCGUUGAUGGCGAAGAUGUUGCCCUUACAAUGGCCCCCAAUCCCGAGGAAGCUGAGGAACAAGGUCUCGUUCCCUACGUUAGUGACGUCCUAUUUAAAUUGCAGCAACUUCGUGAAAAAGUAUGUGAAAGAAUAUUUGAGUCAGACUAUUCGGACUGAGUGAUGCCACUAAAACAAAACAGCUUGUUAUCCAAAUAUAAAACGAGCCCUUGAAAAUUAGCACAAUAACAUUGAAGCAAUAUUCUUCAAAAUAAACUACGAUAGUUCGUAAAGAUGGCGUUUUAAAAUGCUAAUUUAUGGAGUUGGGAAUACAAAGAACGAGGUAACCUUGGUUCAGGACGUGAUCGAUAUGAGGCCAUUUUAAAAAAAUUAUAUAGGGUUAUUGAGUUACACCGACUUAUUAAAUGCAUGUGAUCAGAAGUUUUCUUGCCAGAAGGGUCCAGGGUGUCUCCCUUUUGGUUACCAAUAACAUUGAAUGCUACAAAAACAACUUGAGUUAGGCUUUACUGUAGAGCUGUGGGAAAAGAAUUGGCUGUCUAGCUGCUGCACGAUGUAGUUCAACUUUAUAAUUUAUUUUCCCACUCAGCAUAGCGAUAAAGGCAUACGGUUCCUCAUUCAAGAUUGUAGAAGUAAAAAACUCCAAAGAUGAUGUCACCUUCUACAACAUUACAGUAAACACGAUUGAUUUAGACUUGACGAGCGUGUAAUUAAAUAGUCAUAUUCUUCGUUGCACUAUGCUCACCUCAACGAAAAAUAUAGUGUUGAGUAUAUAAAUGACUUAUUUAACCCAACCGCAUUAAUGUAAAUAAACUCGUGAAACU
Molecule: messenger RNA, 1860 nt
Organism: Owenia fusiformis
Lineage: Eukaryota; Metazoa; Annelida; Polychaeta; Sabellida; Oweniidae
Source: the annotation of a GenBank genome assembly